Messenger RNA from Schistocerca americana (American grasshopper), 642 nucleotides. Its product is annotated as UDP-glycosyltransferase UGT5-like. The transcript is spliced from 3 exons. The record is from RefSeq and is a predicted model, not a curated record. The coding region runs from base 1 to 642 and encodes 213 amino acids. Lineage: Eukaryota; Metazoa; Arthropoda; Insecta; Orthoptera; Acrididae. Gene Ontology annotation, molecular function: UDP-glycosyltransferase activity.
AUGCCACCAGAAAAGCGACGGGCUUUUCUCGAUGCCUUCUCGCAGCUGCCGCAGAGGGUGCUCUGGAAGUGGGAGGAGGACGAUUCGCCAGACCUGCCACCUAACGUCCUGUUGUCCAAGUGCUUUCCACAACAGUCAGUACUAGCUCAUCCGAACGUGAAAGUCUUCAUCGCGCAAGGAGGCCUCCAGAGUUUCAAUGAAGCUACUUACUAUGGUGUUCCUUUAAUUGGAAUUCCAUUCAUGGGAGACCAGCACUACAAUGUCGAAAAAUUCGUAGCUGCUGAGAUUGACUACAGGUUGCAGUUCCGGCACGUCACGAAGGAUACUGUUUUAAAGGCUAUACGAACGGUUCUUGAGGAUCCCAGGUAUCGGGAAAACAUGAAGAAGUUGUCAGCAGUGUAUCGCGAGCACCAGGCACAGUCGAUGCCACAAGCCAUCUGGUGGAUAGAAUAUGUACUACGUCACCAGGGAGCUCCACAUUUGCGAAGCGGAGCCAUGGAUCUCAGCUGGUACCAGUUGCUGCUGCUAGAUGUCGUCGCCUUCGUGCUGGCCGUAGCUGCAACCACAACACUUGCGCUGUAUUCACUGGCGAGAUAUCUUACAUCUCUGAUACUCAACGCCAAAAAACAUAAGACUGAAUGA